UAGACACAAAAAGAAAGAGAGAGAAGAAAUAGAAGUAAAGAAAAACAAAGCGAGAGAGAAAUUGAGAAAUGCAAGGGAGUGAACUGUUGCCUGACUAAUUCUCCCGCCAACAACUACUUCACCUGGUCAGGUGUCACAUUUGUGUUUACCUUUACACGUCUUGACACUCUUCCUGUUUACCUUUACGUAUCUCGACACUGGUCCCGUUUCAAGGUUGACGGUCACCUCCACGAGUCUCCAGACAAAAUGGUUGUCUCAUUUACUGUGUUGUUACUAUGUUUAGUCUGGUCACAUGCAGUCGAAGGUUCGAAAACAGACAACGGCAAAAGACCACAAGAGGUUACCACGUCUCUCGGCUCUGUAGUGGUGGUCGGGGCUGGAGUUGCCGGAUUAGCAGCGGCCAGGUCCCUCACCAACUCUGGCCAGUGGGAUGUUACUGUGUUAGAAGCACGAAAGGAGCGCUAUGGGGGUCGUGUGUGGACCGACCGCAUCAACUUUGACCGUGCAAAAGGUCUUGAAGCUGAUCUGGGAAUUGUUAUGUUUGAUGAUGAUGACCCUGAGAACAUGCUGAGUGAAUUUUUGGGUCCAUUUGAAGUGAGUCCAAAGCGUAUUGAAUUGAAGCAGUUGAUUGAUGGUAACACAAACAAAGUCUACCGUGAUCUGGAGUUUGAAAAUCUGGCUCAGAUCCAUCAACAGCUUUUAAUGGCUGCCGUGCAGACUUCCAGUUCACCAACCAAGGACGUUUCAUUGCAAGAAGCCAUUGACAAUUUAUAUCGACUGCAACCAGUUUUCAAAGAGACCCUUCCACCAAACGUCUUCACUACUUUGACUUUAGCCAGAUACAAUCUGGCCCCAAAGUUAAUCUCUUGCAGGUCCUUGAAAUCUCGCUUUAACUUGCUCCCUAAUACAGUUAUUGAAGAAGGGUUCCAAGAAGUCCUCGACAGGUUGGUCAGUGGUGUUGAGCUGGAAGAAGCACCGUUAAAUCUGGAGAUGAAUAAGGUAGUUUCUCAGAUCAAGAUAGCCCAAGUGGACAAUACCAGUAAGGUUUUGGUCCGAACCAAGGAUCGGCGCCAGAAGAAAGCAGAUGCAGUCAUUGUUGCUGUGCCAUUAGGGGUUCUCAAAGCCUCCCGAAUAGCGUUUGAUCCUGUACUACCUGUUGAAAAACGUGUGGCUUUGAAUUCCUUAGAGGUUAGCAGUGUGAAUAGUGUUGUCUUUAAAUUUGCUUCAAUAUUUUGGCCGAGGGACACAGAACUCUUCCAUUUUGCUGUAUCCGAUAUGAGUGAAAUUGGAUUGAUGACCACUUGGUUAAACACUGGCUGGUUGUCUCGUCGUAAGGAUCCAUAUUUGACCACCUUUAUCCAAGGCAAUACUGCUACCAAGUUUGGAAAUUACUCUGACACCCAACUUAAAACUAUCGCACUGGAACGGUUGACAGCAAUGUUUCAUUUGAAGAAUUUGUCCAAAGAUGCCAUCUUGAGUGUGACAUCAAGUAACUGGGCAUCUGAUCCUUUCAGUCAGGGACUUCUCUCUUACCCCACCAUUGGUAUGUCCCAAACCCAGUGGGACGCUGUCUCCAAGCCUAUCUGUCCUCACAUCUACUUCGCCAAUGACUAUACUGACUCCACCAGAUUCGGGACCAUCCAGGGGGCGUUUAGAUCUGGACUCCGAGCAGCUGAACACCUCAUGCAAGGGUGCCGUGGCAAUGUCCCAGACCCCAAAAUGAGAUAUUUAAAAGAACCGAAGGGAUCUAGAAAAAGAGGUCACGGAAAAAAGCAGGUCAGAGCAAGCGUAACGGUCAACAGAACCAAGAAAGAAGAACUAUGAGCUAUUGUUGAUGUUUUAGUAUGAGGUGAUGGCCAGAAUUGGAACUUACUAGUUCUGUGUUAUCUUUGUGAAUUAUGUUACUGAUUAUUUGAUAUGUAAAUAUCACCAAUGUGUGUAUAUACAUAUAUAGUGAAUUUGUGUGUGUGUAUAUAUGUAUAUAUACUAACUUUGUCUCUCUCUCUCUCUCAAUAUAUAAUCCUUUUUUUUUUUUUUGGAUGGUGAAAUUCAAAGCACAUAAUGCUAUAAAUAAAAGCAUAUAAGUAUUGGGUGGGAAAAUCCUCUUGGAUAGAAAAAGUCUAAAGCUGUCUCAAGGAUGAUUUUUUUUACACUUGUUGAACAUGGAGGAAGGAGCAGUACCCAUAGCUUUUGCAGACCCUGCUUGACCAAUAAGACAAAUGCCAUUAACGUUCUUUUUUGAACCUUUCUAACUCUAACAGUUGCAAGGAGGAAAUUUGAGAGGGUUGGUACUCUGGGAAAGAAGGUUAGGGGUGUUGUGAUUAGCGUAGGGCCUGGGAAUUUAGACCCAACAAGGGUGAUAAGAAAAGAAAAGUAGAACGGGAGUACCUGAAUGGAGAUGGCAUAGCCCCAGUUAGCUCUGAGGAGCAGAGGCCAUUAGAGAGUAGCAGUAGGAAAAAGCAGAAAGAAGAGGUAGUGUGUCUGUGAGCCAGAAACGAGGGCAUAUUAUCUGUGAGUGAUUUUUAUGCCAACCACUUGGAUGACUCUUUUUCUGGUUGCAGUUGAAGAUGUUUGAGCGCACUGUGGCCUCAACACAGUCUAUUACAUAAGUUUGCCAUUACUCUUUUUACUCAUUUCAGUCAUUUGACUGUGGCCAUGCUAGAGCACCGCCUUUAGUCGAGCCAAUCGACCCCAGGACUUAUUCUUUGUAAG
Octopus bimaculoides (California two-spot octopus) is the source of this 2712-nucleotide messenger RNA. RefSeq lists its product as uncharacterized. The record is from RefSeq and is a predicted model, not a curated record. Gene Ontology annotation, molecular function: oxidoreductase activity. Lineage: Eukaryota; Metazoa; Mollusca; Cephalopoda; Octopoda; Octopodidae.